CAGAUAGCAGAGUGCCCAAGAAACCACAUAAGGCGAGGACACGCACACAAAUUGCCAAACUCAGCAACUGUCUUGCCCAUCAUCCUCCAUAAGACUUUUCCAGAGCUCAAAAAUCACCGCCAGAACAUUUGUAUGUCUAGCCCAAGGUCUAAAAGCCCACACAAAACAAUCCCCUUGCCAGACCACACGACAGAAAACAACAAUCAUGGCAAGCGGACUCGAAACCAGAUACCCAGGCACCUUCACGGGCCAGCUCACGAGCUCGACCACAAAUAUGACGUGCGACACUGGUCCCACGACGGGCCAGUGGAGCCCCGACUUCGUGCAGCUGAACAUUCCACCACACCUGCACGCCUUCACCAUCACCGCCGCCAACGAGACAGCCGUCCAGGCCAUGCUCGAGUGCUGCAGUCCCAACCUGCCAAACCUGGCGCAACUGUGCUAUCUGUGGUGCGAGGUACCCAAGGAGUACUACAACGGGACGAUCACCAAGGACACUAGCCCGGGUGGGGUGAUGGAUGCAUUCCAUAGGUGCUUGACGGACAAGGGGGCCAAGCUGGGGAUCUCGGGAUAUCAGAAUGCGGGUGUGGCGAGGAGCGGGCCGACUAUCAUGGCGGUUGGCCUAUGGGGUUUGAUGGUUUCGGGGUUGACGCUGGUGGUGUAAGAGUCCCCCAUAUCUCGCAGCGUGAAUAGUGAGGUCUUGGCUCUUCGCGAUGCUGUUCUCUGGUUUCUGGAACGGCAUGAAUAUGAAAUAAACAUUUGCACAGUACGG
Messenger RNA from Microdochium trichocladiopsis, 772 nucleotides. RefSeq lists its product as uncharacterized. The record is from RefSeq and is a predicted model, not a curated record. NCBI's taxonomy places the organism in Eukaryota, Fungi, Ascomycota, Sordariomycetes, Xylariales, Microdochiaceae. Bases 206 to 664 code for a protein of 152 amino acids. The transcript has a single exon.